AUGCCUAUCAUUGCCGACGAGUCAGAAACAAGAUGCCGCAGAAGGCGGAAGCAGGAAAAGGGUGACGGACUCCCAGCUGACUACAGCGACAUCUUAGCUCAGUUGCAGAAGUUGAAAGAAAUUGCCGACACUCCAGACCAUUCACGUCGAGGUUACGUUCGACAGAAACAAGAUGGGAAGCUGUGGGUUCGCGAAAGGAUCCAAAAGCUUCUCGACAAAGACUCGUUCCAGGAAAUUGGUGGGGCGACGGGCCACGUAAUUUGGAAGCAGCUAGGCGGAGAGAGAGAAGAGGUCGAAUCCUUUCUCCCGCACAACAAUGUUCAAGGCUACGGAUGUUUGAAUGGUCGACAAAUUGUCUUCACUGCUGACGACUUCACCAUCAGAGCUGGUCACCAAGAUGGAAAUCUGAUGGCUAAGACACUGUACACUGAGAAGUUGGCCUUGCAGAUGAAGAUACCUAUGAUUAAGCUGACUGAUGGUUCUUCCGGAGGUGGUUCAGUGAGCACAAUUGAGAAAACUGGAUUCUCUUAUGUGCCACCGAUGCAAGGCUUUGACAUCGUGACGAAGCAACUGAAUAUGGGCAUUCCGAAUCUGGGAGCGGUGUGUGGACCUGCAAUUGGUCUUGGAGCUGCGAGAGUAGUGUCCUGCCAUUUUUCAGUCAUGGCUGCGAAUGUAGGAAGUCUGUUCAAUGCCGGGCCGCAAGUCGUGAAGAAUGCUACCUUUGAAGAGGGCUUGAGCUUUACAGAUCUGGGAGGACCGGCGAUGCAUUGUACGAAUGGAACGAUCGAUAAUUUGGCCGAGGAUGAGGAGGAAUGUUUUCGGCAGAUCCGGCAAGUCCUUGGAUAUCUACCGAACUGUGGAACGGAUGUGCCGCCUGUUGUUGUUUGCGAAGAUCCAGUGGAGCGGGAAGACAUUGCAUUGAGAUCCAUCAUACCGAGAAAGAGGGAGCGAAUGUAUAAUCCAAGGACGGUCAUCAGAACGGUCGUCGACAAAGACUCCUUCUUCGAGAUCGGAGCGCUUUGGGGCCGAACAUCAAUUAUUGGUCUGGCACGGCUAGGAGGCAGGCCUGUCGGCAUCCUUUCGAACAAUGCAGAGAUCUCAACUGGAGCUAUCGAUGCUGCUGGCAGCCAGAAGCUCGCACGGCAUCUGAAGUUUUGCGAUGUCUUCAAUCUGCCGAUCCUGCAAUUCGUCGAUGUUCCGGGCUAUGCUGUGGGUACGGUUGCGGAGCGAACAGCGACCAUGAGAUGGGGCGUUGAGCUUACGAAAGCAUACUACACGACGACUGUGCCAUUGUUCAGCAUCAUCAUCAGGAAGACGUAUGGCGUAGCCGGUGGCGUAAUGGUCGAUUGCCGAGAUCCAAACAUGCGUGUGGCAUGGCCGUCAGGCGAAUGGGGCAGCCUCCCACUGGACGGAGGUAUAGAAGUUGGGCAUUCCCACGAGCUCCGACAGAUUGAGAAGGAGAAGGGAGUAGAGGCAAGGAAGGCAAGAUAUCUGGAGCUGCAAACAAUGUACAGGCGGCUGAUGAACCCCGUUCGAACUGCAAACCACUUUAGCAUAGAGGAGAUCAUUGAUCCGGCCAAGACGAGACAGGUCGUGUCUGAGUGGUGCAGGAUGGCGUACGAGUCUCAGCUGCCGCAGAGAGUGCUCGAAAGAGUAUGCGGCAAGCUGCAGCCGCUGUAUGCGUAG
Pseudocercospora fijiensis CIRAD86 is the source of this 1686-nucleotide messenger RNA. RefSeq lists its product as uncharacterized. NCBI's taxonomy places the organism in Eukaryota, Fungi, Ascomycota, Dothideomycetes, Mycosphaerellales, Mycosphaerellaceae. Gene Ontology annotation, molecular function: propionyl-CoA carboxylase activity. The record is from RefSeq and is a predicted model, not a curated record. The transcript has 2 exons. Bases 1 to 1686 code for a protein of 561 amino acids.